This is a messenger RNA of Arabidopsis arenosa, 1388 nucleotides long. The record is from the annotation of a GenBank genome assembly. Lineage: Eukaryota; Viridiplantae; Streptophyta; Magnoliopsida; Brassicales; Brassicaceae.
UCCUUUAUUCACAAUCUCUGUUUAUUUCGAUAUCACUCUAGAAACAUGUCUCGGAAGUUUCUCCCGUGGUUGAGCCUAGUCGCUCUUCUUUGGCUUCAAUCUUUCAAUGGCACCAACUUAAGUUUCCCUGCUUAUUCUUCACAGCUUAAAGAGUUUCUCAAAAUCUCUCAGUUUAAGCUUAAUUAUCUCUCUUUCGCCUCUGACGCUGGAAAAGUCCUAGGUUUUAUCUCCGGUAUCGCCGCCGUUUAUCUUCCUCUUCCUCUUGUCCUUCUUGCCGGAGUAUCUGUUGUAUCAACACAGCUUGUUACAAUCGUCGCAAUCAAUAGUUUUCCGGUGAACCGUCAAGUCGCCGUGGGAUCACGGCAAGUUAUCAAGGCAGACAAAACGACGUCGUCUUCUAACGAUGUUAAAGUCGGGUUCAUCGUUUUGUUCGUCCUGACUAUAGCCACGGGGAUUUACGCCGUGGCUACGAGUCUUGUCUCGGCUCCUGCGGUUUUAGUACUUGUAGGCAUUGCUCUGUUUCUUCUUGCUCCUCUUACUAUACCAAUUGGAGUUGGAUUUAAAGAGCUCAUGUCCUCUAGAAAAACUCAACAAAAGGUACACGAUCUUGAAGCUCCUCCCGAUAAAUUUUAUUUCGAAGAAGAAGAUCACACGAAAGAAGAAGAAGAGUUUGAGAAGGAAAUAAUUGGAGUUAAAGAAGAGAUCGCUGAGUCUCGUGGCUCCACCGCGACCAGUUCCUUGGUCGCUCUCUCGUCGUCGUUCGGGUUUUUUCGGCCGCUGCUUCCUUCGUUACUCGACUACUUCUUCUCUAGCACGGCGAUGAUUGGCAUCUUCUCCGGAGCCUUGACUUCACUCUCCGUCACAAUGACGGCAGAGCUUUUUGGGACGAAGCAUUUUGGAGUUAACCACAACAUUGUUGUCGGUAGUAUUCCCCUUGGUUCUUUUUCUUUCGGAUUGUUAGCCGCUAAAGUUUACCGCGACGGAGCCGCCCUCUAUGGAGACGAUGGCAAGUGUUUUGGGAUGCAUUGCUUUCAAACCACUUUGGUAUUUUGGGAAUGCUCUGUUCGAUCGCCGCUCUUCUCGCUGCCGUUUGUAUAUACGCAACCGCGAGUUCUAUUCGCAGAAGCCGUAGAAGAAGAAGGAGAAGAAGAACAACAAGAAGUUUUGAUGGCAAAACGUAGCGUUUUCCGUUGGUAUCAAGCAAACCGCAAUUUUGUUGGUAGCAUCCGUAAUUUUUUAUUUAACCGAUGUAAACCGGUUUAAGAGUAACCGACGGUCAGGUUUUUUUUGUAUAUGGGUUAGUCGAAGAUGUAAAAAACUAGAUAGAGUAACAAAAGUAUAUACAUUAGUAAUCAUUGAUCGACAUUUUAUAAAGAUCAUUUUUAAUU